CUCAACUACAGACAAGCAGUGGCGGACGGUCGAAGGUGAUCAGAGAGGUGUAAAAUCACCGGCAUAACCAUGUCAGUGUUGAACUUGGAAGCGAAAUUAGAACGGGUGGACCCUUCGACGCCAUGGGGAUUUCGAAUGCAAGGAGGAAAAGACUUUAGCAGUGCCUUGACAAUACAAAGAGUUAACCCAGGAAGUCUUGCAGCAAAAUGUGGCCUGCAAGUGGGAGAUAUCAUUUUGAAAAUAGGGAACAUAAGCACAGACAUUCUCCGGCACAAGGAGGCCCAGGAUAUGAUCAUAGCUUCUGGGGAUAAGCUUGAUCUAUUACUACAGAGAAUUCGUGAGAAAUCCCAGUUAGGCCAGAGAGGAGGGCAACAAGCGCCAGCUACCUAUGAGAAGUUCAAUGCUCCAUCUAUAUUUUCUCUUCAAAAUCAGCAAACACCUUAUUCCUCUCAACAGAAUUACAAUGCCGCCCCUAAGCCAUUCACCCCAGGGGGAGGCAGUGCAGUGGAUAACUUGAGUGGACGCCUCACUCAGGGACUAUCCCUCAACAGUCCCCUCCAGUCUCAGAUCAACUCCUCCCUAUCCACCUCUAACACAGUCUCCCAGUCCCCAAAACCUAAAUACCAGGCCACCUAUGACAAGUACGCUGACCUGGAUGAUGAGAGGGACAGCUCCCAGCCCCAGGGGAAAUCCUUUAAACGUCUCCAGGGGCUCAUGGAAAGCGGAGAAGCCCCAAGCUCUGCCCUUCGACCCAUUCCCAAAUCGUCAAGUUCGUCUGUUCAGAACCGUGGACUCUCGAAGUCCCCAGAGACGGUGAAAGCCGUCAUGAACUCUCAGUACAACACACCCAUUGGGCUCUACUCGGGGGCUAAUGUUAUAACAACCUUCAAAGGGCAGGCUAAGGCCUUAACAGGGGAGGAUGUAUACAUUCCUGGGGGUGACGAGAAAGCAUCAUCGAACAUCAACAAGAAUUCGUCCAAUGGUAAUGUAGAGGAUAUGGAUGAGUUUGGGCGGAAAAAGUACCAUCCAUCAGAGACUUUUCGAAUGGUUCAGGAGCAGGAGUCAGGGCAUGUGGCACAGGAGCCUGACACACAGGGACGCUCUAAGGCCUUCAAACUACUGGAGCAAAAAUUAGAGGGAAAUAAUCCACCACCUCCGCCAGCACCUGGCCCUCAACCACCAUGGGCUCAGUCCAAAUCCACCCCAGCUCCAUCCAGCAACAGAGGAUGGCAACCCUCAUCUGCCAUGAAAUCAGGUGCAGCCCAAUCCUCAGGGCAGGGGCCAAUGAGGGGAAGGAAGGGAGACGCUGUCACCAAUCCUGGACAAGUUGGUAGACAGCCAAUCUGUUCGUCUUGUGGAGGGCCUGUUAGAGGCCCAUUUGUUAUGGCGAUGGGGAAAACCUGGUGCCCUGAUCAUUUUGUCUGUGCCAACCCGCAGUGCGGGGUGAAGUUAAUUGACAUUGGCUUUGUAGAGGAGGGAGGUUUUCUGUACUGUGAGCGUGACUAUGCCCAGCACUUUGCCCCUCACUGCAAGAAGUGCAGUGCUGCCAUCAUUGGGGAGUGCGUGAAUGCCCUGGGUGGCCAGUGGCACCCUGGCUGUUUUGUGUGUCACCACUGUAAGAAGCCUAUUGGGGGUAACACCUUUCACCAGGAGGAUGGCAAGCCUUAUUGUGAAGAUGAUUGGAAUCGCAUGUUCCAGACCAUGUGCUAUGGCUGUGACUUCCCUAUUGAGCCUGGCGAUCGCUGGGUAGAGGCCAUGAACAAGAACUGGCAUGCCGAGUGCUUUAACUGCCAGCACUGCCAGGUGAACCUCGAGGGUCAGCCAUUCUUCCCCAAGGGAGGUAAACCAUUUUGUAAGAAGCACAUGCGUCCCUAAACUGAGGAUGAUAGAGGGGAGUGAAUCUCUGUGGUUGGGCCGUUAAGAGGAUCAGAGGCUCAAAAGUGCAUCUGUUUGACAUCAAGGAAAUGACCUGUCCUCUAAGUCACCACAAAGCCCAUGAGUCCUGGUUAUCCUGUGGCUGCAUUUAGUUUCGGGAGGCUGAUGCCCCUGCUGUGAUUUUCGUGUACUUAUAGUUUGGAUUUGUGAUUUAGUCGUCUGUUUGCGCUUCUCUAUUGCUAUAGGUCUGGUAGCUUGGGCCAUAGGGCCUUUUUUUUGGUACCCUUACCUUGGGUUUUUAUAGACAUUGUACUUAAGCUUGAUGCUUUGUAAAAGAUCUAAUGUAUUUUAAGAUAUAACAUACAUAACUCAAAAUAAUAAUAAACAUGUAAAUGAUAACAGCAUUGUUGAAUAUUCUUUCAUAUUUUCAUCUUAAAAAAAUACUAAAUAUACAGAAGAAAAGUUUUGUCUAGACAUAUUUGUAUACUUUUAUACAAAGAGCAUGUGAUCAUUGUCUAUAAAUAGCAGGUGUUGUCAGGCUUUGGGCCUUAGAAAUAAGUAAUAAGCUGUCGUGGGCAUAAUUCAUGACUUAAGACUGGCCAUUUUGUAUUCUUUUGAGAUAUGCUCCUCAUAAUCUGAUUAUUUGUACAGCAGUCAUGUAUAUGUUACUAUGUAUUACUUUUGUGUAUUUGUGUUCAUACAUGUACCAAGUGUUGUCUGCUGUCAGAAUCUUGAGAAGGGAUUAUGAUUACUACAUCUAGUUGUCACUGAAAUAUAGGCUGUCUAAUGCUUAACACCUGCAUUGCUUGUGGAGUCCUACCCACUGUUCAGGUUUCAAAUUGUAAAGAAACAAGUUUCAUAAAGUGUAAAUCUUAUAACUUUAUAAUAUCCGCAUGAAAUACCAAAAACAGAAACAACGUUGCCACUAAGUGGCAUUCAACAGAAAUGUUACCACUGAUAAGUGUUCAUUAUUGCAUUUCUACUGCCAGAUGUAAUAUUACAUCUAUUGAGUGAUUUACACACUAAUGGAAGAGUACUGUAAUAUGUUACUGUCAUGUUAGGAGCAACUGUGUGUUCUGCACCUUCACUAUGUUUGUACUUCUAAACUAUUGAUUGUUAAGUAUGUGUCAGACAUGCAUGUACUGUGAUGUACCCUGUGCUUCCUGUUAUUUGUCAAGAAAAUUAAAUACUGUUUUUACGUGUUUAUUAAGGUGGAGGGGAGACUUCUCCAGUGAUACAAAUGCAUAAGGUAGGUAAACCCAUGUUUACAUUUAAAGAGUAACAUCGGGUGAUCUUGUUUUCUUGUCUUAGUGACACCAUUUCACUUAGGUGUGAAGAUGUGGUAAACAGAGAUGACAAUCAAGCCAAAUGGAAAACUUCAUGAAGCAAGUGAAAAUGUCAACUUUAUACAUGUAUUUGCACAUUUUGAGCUAUGCAACCAAAGGGCUCUUUAUGAUCAUGAUAAUAAUAAUUACUUGUGAUAAGUUGAUUUAUGGGGGAAAAAGAGCAAAGUUUGCCUCACAAGCUGAAUAAUUAGUCAGGGCAUGGCCACUAAAAUAAUUGGUUACCUGAAUGUGGCACUAAAUGUGUGGUUUUGGAUCAGAGACUGUCAGCAUUGACUUUAUGAUUAAUUUUAACUUGUGCAAAGGGUGUGAUCUCUCAAACCAUUUUUUUGUGUUUUAUGAUUAUUGAUUUUAUAGAAAUUUCUGCUUGUUUGUAUAGUAGCAUUACUAUCUAUUUGUGCAAAUUAUUUAUAUUAAAGGAAAGUUCAAUGUGA
Liolophura sinensis is the source of this 3652-nucleotide messenger RNA. RefSeq names its product PDZ and LIM domain protein 7-like. The record is from RefSeq and is a predicted model, not a curated record. Gene Ontology annotation, biological process: actin cytoskeleton organization; muscle structure development. The coding region runs from base 70 to 1875 and encodes 601 amino acids. The transcript is spliced from 14 exons. Gene Ontology annotation, molecular function: muscle alpha-actinin binding; actin binding. Lineage: Eukaryota; Metazoa; Mollusca; Polyplacophora; Chitonida; Chitonidae. Gene Ontology annotation, cellular component: filamentous actin; stress fiber; adherens junction.